Messenger RNA from Anopheles bellator, 610 nucleotides. Its product is annotated as succinate dehydrogenase assembly factor 2, mitochondrial. The transcript is spliced from 3 exons. NCBI's taxonomy places the organism in Eukaryota, Metazoa, Arthropoda, Insecta, Diptera, Culicidae. Bases 64 to 531 code for a protein of 155 amino acids. Gene Ontology annotation, cellular component: mitochondrion. The record is from RefSeq and is a predicted model, not a curated record. Gene Ontology annotation, biological process: protein-FAD linkage; mitochondrial respiratory chain complex II assembly; tricarboxylic acid cycle.
CGGUGGAGCGCAGAAGUUUUAUAUAAUUUGCGCGAAAAGAAACGUCGCCAUCGGUCUCUUGCAAUGAUCCGUAUUUCUGCACUGCGUCUCAAUGCCACCCGCUCGGGCCUGGCUUGCCAUGUCCGUUCAUUCGCCAACGACGAGUCUCGGCCACCGAUGCCAAUGAUCGACCUGGAAGAUAAAUCGUUACCGAUUCCCGAGUACAAACAAAAGACAAACGAGCCGUUGCAGUUGCAGAAAUCAAGACUACUGUACCAGUCGCGUAAACGUGGAAUGCUUGAAAAUGGUCUGCUUCUUAGUACCUUCGCGGCCAAAUAUCUGCAAGGAAUGGACGCUAAACAGACCAAACUGUACGAUCGGCUCAUCAAUCUCCCGUCGAACGAUUGGGACAUUUUUUACUGGGCGACCGGCGUAAAAGCAACACCGAGGGAGUACGAUAACGAGGUGAUGAAUCUGCUGAAGGAGCACGUCAAAAACAGUGACCGUGAGCAGCGCUUCAUGCAACCGGAUCUUUACGCCAAAGCACACUGAACGUACCCGAGGUGGUAUAAUAUUUAUUCUGUAUAAAACACGUUGUGUUACUCGUAUUAAAAACGGUUACUCAAAAACU